AUGACAUCAACAACGUCUUCUCGUUCAAUCAUCGUCACCAUAUUCCUUAUGAGCUUAUUCGCUGCUGCAAUCAAGAGAUACUCACCGACAAUACUCACAAGGCCAAUUGUUAAGCCAAUAGCCACACGAGCCAUGCAUAUCCAAUCGAUUCCCAUGUGGGAGGGUUCAGGCAACAACUAUGCCUAUUUGGUAUCGGACGACAAGACAAAAGAAGCUGUCAUCAUCGACCCAGCUAACCCGCCAGAGGUGAUUGAGCAUCUCAAGAAAAAGACCAGUGCUGGCUUUAAGCUGUCAAAGAUCAUCAACACGCAUCACCAUCACGACCAUGCCGGAGGUAACAAGGAAAUACAAAAAGCAUUCAAUUUGCCUGUGAUGGGUGGAGCAGACUGCAACCUCGUUGCGGAAACACCUAGCCACAACUCCAAGUUCAAGGUUGGGUCCAUCAACGUAACCGCACUACACACACCCUGCCAUACCCAAGACAGCAUCUGCUUCUUCUUCGAGGAUGGCUCUGACCGGGCUGUGUUUACUGGCGAUACCAUGUUCAUAGGUGGCUGCGGCCGCUUUUUCGAGGGUACGCCAAAGGAAAUGCAUGCAGCUUUCAAGACCCUGGGAGCGCUCCCAGAUGAUACCAAAGUCUUCCCAGGUCACGAGUACACUAAGGGCAACGUCAAGUUUGCCAAGACGGUGUUGAACAACGACGCAAUCAAGAAAUUGGAUGAGUACUCACAAGCCAACAAGGAGACACAGGGAAAGUUCACAAUUGGAGAUGAAAAGAAACACAAUGUCUUCAUGCGAACCGAUGAUCCAGAGCUCCAGAAGCUCACUGGAAAGACAGACCCAAUUGAUGUCAUGGGCGCACUGCGAUCGAUGAAGGACAAUGCCUAG
Molecule: messenger RNA, 888 nt
Organism: Parastagonospora nodorum SN15
Lineage: Eukaryota; Fungi; Ascomycota; Dothideomycetes; Pleosporales; Phaeosphaeriaceae
Exons: 7
Coding region: 1-888 (295 amino acids)
Molecular function (GO): hydroxyacylglutathione hydrolase activity
Source: RefSeq, a predicted model, not a curated record